UCCGCGCUCCCGAGCCGAUCCGAUCCGAUCCGAUCGCGUUCCUUCCCGACGCACCGCGGACUCGAAUCCACCUGACUCGCCGUUGUCCCCGAUCAGUCCUCAGUGCGCACCUCGACAGCUUCCGAUCCUCGUCGCCGCCCGCGAUCGUGACCUCCAGUGCCCGACCCGGAAACCGCCAACCGCCCCCACGUGCAGUGACCCCCGCCCAGGCCCCCCGACGGAGGAUAGCCGCAGCCCCCCAGGAUGGCAGCUACCAUGGCAAAACCCGUGAACGGUGUAAGCAAUGGGAACGGAGUGAGCGAAAAUGGCAUGAACGGGAAUAAGCUUGAGAAUGGAAAUAAGCUUGAGAACGGGAUCUGUUACGCUGAUGAGUCCGGACUUGCCUACAUCGACUUCGACCACAACGACCCGCUGCAGCUCUUCAGAGACUGGUUGCAGGAGGCCAAAACUUGCUCUUGUCUCCUUCCUGAGGCACUUGUCCUCUCAACGGCCACACAAGACGGUAAAGUUAGUUCAAGAAGUUUGUUAUUAAGGAGAAUAGAAGAAGAUGGAAUUGUCAUCAUGACAGACAACAGAAGCAGAAAAGUUCGAGAAAUUAAAGAAAAUCCACGAGUUGCAAUUGUAUUUUUAUGGGUUUACAAGAAGGAUGGAGUAACUCAAAACAAGCAGGUCCGGAUUGAGGGUAGCAUUGAACAGCUAACCCGUCCACGGUAUCAAGAUCUGUACGACAGAGAGCCCUUCUUCUGCAAGGUUCGCGCGCACAUUUGCCAUCAGGACAGCCCGACCGAAUGGGAAACUCUCAAGGAAAAGCACGACACUCUAGUCAAGAGAGUCCAGCAGAAAGAGACUGAUCUACCCAUGCCGGAUCAUUUCACGGCGUUUAAGGUGUUCCCGGAUUUCAUGGAGUUCUACUACGGGAAGGAGAAGCACAUCGCGGACCGCAUCCUCUUCGUUAAAGACAAGCCGCAGGUCGACUGGCACAUGCAACGACUCACAGCCUGAUUCGCCAUCGGACCACCGACCAGUUCGCACAACCGGGGCCGCCAAUUGUUUAUAUCGGCUCGAAACAUGCGCACAAAACGCCGCCGUGCUGAGGUAAACCGUCGUAUGUGCAUUCGGAUUCAGAGGCGUGGCGUGAAUGAUCGAUUAUCGAUAUUUCUCCAUUUGAAGCUAUGGUAAAGAAUCGAUUGUCAAGGUGUUCGCUGCGAACACCCUCUUUAUCGAUCCUUUUCCAUAGGUUAGAAUGACAGAUCUGUCGAUAUAUCGCAAAGCACGCCACGCCACUGAAUUUCGGAUGUCGCCAAAUUCUUCCGGUAAAAUGUGGAUUUUGGAGAAACGUUAUUGAAGAGUGGGAAUCGGACUAAAUUUUGCAAUUGGGAACCACAAUUUAUGGCUCAGUCUAGAAACAACGUAUGUGCAAUUGGUUUCCUCAUACACUUGCGUGUUUUUACGUAUGGACCAGAAAUCGUGGUCCCUAACUGCAAGAUGUAGUGCAGUUCAAAAUUUGGAAAGAGCCAUUAAGUGUUGCGGCAUAAAAUAACCUGAGUGACUUCGUUUCAUGGAAUUUUUUGAGAUUUUUCUCUGAAUUCUAUUUUCAUUCUUCGGACGAGAAUCGCGAUGUGUGUAAGCCUCCGAACCGAAUCCCUAUUAGAUGAGAGGAAAAUUAAACAAUCUACCAACAUUUAAUGUCGCUUACGAGGUUUUGAAUUUCCACUCUUCAAUUGAGAAUAUUUUUCCUUGAAAAAAGGUACCUCAGAUGAAAUUGUCAGGAAGAGGAGUCCGAUCUGCGAUGCCUAACCACCAUAGACUCCCAAAACCCGUAUUCUUAGUUCAACUCCGUAAUUAAGAGGAAAUUCAAGAAAAAAUAUCCAUAAUUUUUUUCCG
This is a messenger RNA of Bemisia tabaci, 1884 nucleotides long. Its product is annotated as pyridoxine/pyridoxamine 5'-phosphate oxidase. Lineage: Eukaryota; Metazoa; Arthropoda; Insecta; Hemiptera; Aleyrodidae. The record is from RefSeq and is a predicted model, not a curated record. Gene Ontology annotation, molecular function: FMN binding; pyridoxamine phosphate oxidase activity. Gene Ontology annotation, biological process: pyridoxal 5'-phosphate biosynthetic process; pyridoxine biosynthetic process.